Schizophyllum commune H4-8 is the source of this 462-nucleotide messenger RNA. RefSeq lists its product as uncharacterized. NCBI's taxonomy places the organism in Eukaryota, Fungi, Basidiomycota, Agaricomycetes, Agaricales, Schizophyllaceae. The transcript has a single exon. The coding region runs from base 38 to 331 and encodes 97 amino acids. The record is from RefSeq and is a predicted model, not a curated record.
CUCACCGUGCUCCGUCGGCCGCAUCGUCCCCGCGUCGAUGUUCAUGUACGGGUCGAUCUUAAUCGCCGUGACCUUCAAGCCCAGCGUCUUGAGCAGCAACCCCGUCGAUGAGGCUACGAUCCAUUGGUCCCCAUCCUCACGCGACGCGAAGCACAGCGCACGCACCGAUGACACCCUUCCCGAUGCCGCUCACGACACCUCCCGAGACGAGAAUGUACUUGGUCAUUGCUGGCGACGACGACGGCGAGCAGCAGCGAGGGUAGGUGAGUGCGAGAGCAGAGGCGCGUCGUGCAAAUUUUUAUUCAAAGCGCGUCGCGAUCAUUGUCGAUGAUUAGGUCACGUGCGGGAAAGACAAUGGCGCGCGAGCAUCUCCCCGGAGGAGUGAGUUGUGAUUGGUGGCUAGCGCCUCUGGCGCCCUAGGCGCCCCGUAUUAAGUGACUGUACAAGUAUUCUACGUGAGUU